Pundamilia nyererei is the source of this 1459-nucleotide messenger RNA. RefSeq names its product proteinase-activated receptor 3-like. Gene Ontology annotation, biological process: thrombin-activated receptor signaling pathway; phospholipase C-activating G protein-coupled receptor signaling pathway; positive regulation of Rho protein signal transduction. Gene Ontology annotation, cellular component: plasma membrane. NCBI's taxonomy places the organism in Eukaryota, Metazoa, Chordata, Actinopteri, Cichliformes, Cichlidae. Gene Ontology annotation, molecular function: thrombin-activated receptor activity. The coding region runs from base 96 to 1229 and encodes 377 amino acids. The transcript has 2 exons. The record is from RefSeq and is a predicted model, not a curated record.
GCAGACUGGGGUGACAGGGAAAAGCAGUGAUAACAAACAAAGAAGACGCUUGCUAGUGACUCUUAAGCUGGGAGCCGAUCAACAAGAAGAAAAAUAUGGGGAAACUACUCCAGGUUUUCUUCGUUUUUGUCCUCUGUAUAAGCAGUACACAGCAGAAAAAAGGACAAAAGACACGGAGGGAGCAGAAAAACAGCUCUGAGGUUGUUUUUCCCAUGCCCAGAACAUUUAAAGGGGCCCCAGUCAUUAACAAUCAGCCCUGUGUAAAUGGGACUCAGGCUUCCUUUCUAAAUUAUUCCUCUCCAGCUCUGAACUUGCUCAACAACAGCACAGUACGGUACCUCGGUGGUUCUCUGAGCACCCGAGUCAUUCCCAUUAUUUACAUGUUGGUGGUUACAGUUGGGAUUCCAGCCAACGUCAGUAUCUUGUGUUUGCUAGUGACUAAAAUCCGAAAGGUGUCUUCUGCCAUCCUCUACUGCAGCCUGGCUGUCUCCGACCUCUUCCUCCUCCUCUCCCUCUUCUUUAAGGCUCACUACCAUUUCCAUGGAAACCACUGGGUUCUCGGAGAGACUGCUUGUCGAGUUGUUACGGCAUGUUUCUACGGCAAUCUCUACUGCUCGGCCAUGACGCUGGCUUGCAUCAGCAUCAAGCGCUACCUUGCUGUAGUGUACCCGUUCCUGUACAAAAGUAUGCCCAAGAGAAUGUGCGCUGCCUGGGUGAGCCUGGCUCUGUGGGGGGUGUUUGGUGUUGCCAUCAUCCCAGAGCUCAUUGUCCAGCAGAGCUACUGGCUCCCUCAGCUCAACCGCACAACCUGCCAUGAUGUGUUGCCCCUGGAUCACAGCUCUCACAUGUUUCUACUCUACUAUCACCUGAUUCUUAUCAUCUUAUUUCUUAUGGUUCCACUUGUGGUUACAAUUGUGUGUUUUACCCGAAUCAUCAACGAGUUAACAAGAUCACACUUUGACUGGAGAAUGUACAUCAAGGCCAGCUCACUGGUGUUUAGUAUCUUUCUGGUGUGCUUUAUACCCUCUGGAGUCCUACACUUUGUCCAUUACGUCCAACUGUUUGUGAAUGGAACGGAAACCCUGUAUAUGUACUUUAAUGUGGCAGUGUGUUUGUGCUGUGUCCAUGCCUGUCUGGAUCCUUUCCUUUUUCUUCUCAUGUCCAAAUCUGCAAGCUCCAGGCUUUACUUCAUGUCUUUCAAAGGCAAGACGCUGAGCAUAUCUUUCUAAUAGAAACCUGUUUAACAGUGUUAAAAAGUAAGUGAUCAUACUUCUUAUUUUUGUGGAUGAUAAUGAGAGAAAUGUUCUCCUUGGCAGGAAUCCAAAGAGAGAUCAAAAGCACAUGAUUUUUCAUUUAAAACUAUAAAUGGAUUUCAUCAUUGUUGUAUUAACCUUAUUCUAUGAGUCAUAAUUGUUGUUUUAUUAUAAAAGUUCUGUUUUUGUGACACCCACACACAAAA